Molecule: messenger RNA, 1758 nt
Organism: Acipenser ruthenus (sterlet)
Lineage: Eukaryota; Metazoa; Chordata; Actinopteri; Acipenseriformes; Acipenseridae
Product: hephaestin-like
Biological process (GO): iron ion transport
Cellular component (GO): plasma membrane
Molecular function (GO): oxidoreductase activity; copper ion binding
Source: RefSeq, a predicted model, not a curated record
AUGUCGGAUGAUCUCAUCCCCCAGGGUUCAACCUGGAAGCAGACACAAAUGAAAAUGUCUCUGGUGCUCCGAGCUUUUUGCUUUUUGAACCUGCUGGUCUCAGUCAGAGGUGCCACCAGACUCUAUUUCUUGGGAAUUCGGGAAAUUGAGUGGGAUUACAUCCCGACUGGCAGGAAUGAAAUAAUAGGACAAAACUUCACAGAGGAAGAAGAAGCUGCUAAUUUCCUCUCCGGAGGUGCAGAUAGGAUAGGCAGAGUUUAUAAGAAAGCAGUGUAUAAACAAUACUCUGACUCCACGUACAGCACUGAAGUGACCCAGCCAGCUUGGCUCGGGUUCCUGGGUCCGUUGAUCAGAGCUGAAGUGGGGGAUGAGAUCAUCAUUCACCUGAAAAACUUUGCCUUGCGGCCCUACUCCAUCCAUCCGCAUGGCGUCUUCUACAAGAAGGACUCUGAAGGUGCUCUGUACCCAGACCUGAUGUCUGGCAGUGCUAAGCUGGAUGAUGCCGUUCCUCCGGGUGGGUCCCACAAAUACACCUGGAAUGUGAACGUGGACCACGCCCCAACGGCUGACGAUCCCAGCUGUCUGACAUGGGCCUACCACUCCCAUGUGGACGCACCCCGAGACAUCGCAUCCGGCCUGAUCGGGGCUCUGCUCACCUGCAAGCCAGGCAUCUUAGAUGGUGUGUCUUUAACUCGUUCCGAUGUGGACAAGGAUUUCCUGUUGAUGUUUAUGAACGUUGAUGAGAACCUGAGCUGGUACCUUGAGGAGAACAUUCAGAGGUUCUGCAGCGAUCCCGGGACCGUGGACCGAGAUGAUGAGGCGUUCAGAGACAGCAACAUCAUGCUCUCUAUCAACGGCUACAUGUAUGGAAAUCUACCCGGCUUGGAGAUGUGUGCAGGAAACUCAAUAUCGUGGCAUUUAUUGGGGAUGGGAAGCGAGACAGACGUCCACACGGCCUUCUUCCAUGGACAGGCACUGACUGUGAGACACCAGCGCACAGAUGUGGUCAGUCUAUUUCCAGCCACUUUUGUGACUGGCGAGAUGGUGCCCAGGAACAUUGGGAAAUGGCUUUUGAGCUGCAAUGAACACCUGCCAGGUCCCCUGAUCCGGGCUGAGGUCGGCGAUAUCAUUUUGAUAGUUUUUAAAAAUAAAGCCUCCCGCAAGUACUCUCUACAUGCACAUGGUGCCCAGGAGACCAACAGAGGCAAUAUCCCUGCCGCUGAACCAGGGGAGAUUAUUACAUACAGAUGGAAUAUCCCAGAGAGGUCUGGACGCCCGGCGGACUCUGCUUGUAACGCAUGGGCCUAUUACUCCAUGGUAGACCCAGUAAAUGAUUUGCACAGCGGCUUGAUUGGUCCUUUAAUCACAUGUCAAAAGGGUACCCUUAAUGCUGAAAGAACCAGGAAAGACGUCGACAGAGAAUUCAGCCUCCUCUUUUUAAUUUUUGAUGCGAAUCAGUCCUGGUACCUUGAGAACAAUAUAAAAAUAUACAACAAAAAAGAAAUCAGUGAAAUCAAUCAGCAAAAUGAAAGGUUUCGUGAAUGCAAUAAAAUGCAUGCAAUAAAUGGGAACAUUUAUGGUAAUUUACACAGACUUGCAAUGUAUGAGGGAGAACGGGUAGAUUGGACCAGCACGUUGGUUGGAGACAUUAUUCUUCUUCUCAUCUCCCUAGUCCUUGUGGGAGUACUGGCUAUCGUCUCAAGAAAGAAGAAGCGAAAGAAGAACUACCUUGUACCCCAUUCCUUACUCCUGUCGUAG